UUUAUUAUACACUGCUUAACUUCUUUUUACACUUGCACGGCAGCUAAGAAUGCUACCUGAACAUUUGUCUGCAGUCAAUAAAAGUUGGGUUCUAGCUUGGAUAGGAUUAUUUCCGUUUCCAAUGCAGCCUGUGGGGAAAAAAUGGCUUCCAAAUUGGAAGGUCAACAAGCGUUCCACAGUCCCAAACACAAAAUGUGAUUCUCUCAAUUCCAAUUUCUGUCUUGGAUUGCCUGAUGCCCCCUUCACCCCCCACCCCGUUCCAUUUUUUUUUGGUAAGAUGUAAUAAGAUCUCCAUUAUCACUCCCAGCCUUCCGAUAUGUCCUCCUCCUCAUCACCACAGUGCGAGGCACUCCCCACAGUGACCCCCCACAAAUAGCUCUGACUCAACACCUCUCAUUACUUUAGAGGGAAAGGAAGAUUUAUGUCGACUUUGUGACUUUACUGUAGCACAUCCCUGUCAGGUGACACGCCUCCUUCUCUCUCUCACACGCGCACACACACACACACACACACACACACACACACAUGCACAUGCACAUUGGUCUGCCCUCUUUCUCUCUCUUGUGACAUAGACAUAUGCAGCAAAGGGCGACGAUGGGAGCAGCCGACCUGCUGCUCGCUGCAUCAUUUUGAGCUCCAUUAAACUCAUCUUUGGCCUCAUUGUAACCUCACCGGAGCGUUAAUCCCAGCCAAAUUGUUGUGGUUCUACCACCGGCACCGGAGGAAGCGGCGGGCUCGGAGAGAGGCGAGAUCCGGCGUGCCCUUCCUCUGCGCCCCGAAUGCUGCAUGAGCGCACAAGCGCACGCUGACUUGUUUUGAUGCGCACUACGACGCACAAGAAGAAAUGCGCGUGAUCGAGAUCGUGAGUACAGGUUUUUGGAUUUGGACAUAAUAUCACACCCGGUGGCGGGAUUACUUAGAAAUAGAGUGGUUGUUCCAGACCAACAACUGGCUUUUACUCCCAAUUCGGUGCGCGUGUGCACGGUUUUUUAAAAGCCGGAACCAACCACAUAUGGACUGUGCGCAGAGUGGAAGAGAACGGCUCCUUUUCUACGCGGCGUCCUUAGAGGGGCUGGACCGGACCGAACCGUGCACUGACAGGAAUAUGGAGCCGGUAUUUGUCUUACCCACUAUCACCUGUGACACUCUCAGCAGUGCGCACUCAUUCUGAACCCACAUAGGUCAUGCUGAGACAAGUCCUCCUCAACUCCACCCAUACGCCCCACCUGGACCUGGUGCUUAUGGCCCAGUCCUCUACGAGCGCUCCCUCCUCCGUCAAUGUCUCCCACGGCAGCUUGGUGAGUGUGGCUGCGCUGCUGAGGCCCACCGCAGGCCGAGGCGGCGCAGGAGGAGGAGGCGGUGGGCUCAGAGAUGGCGAACUCCACAAACCAGACCUCCUCACCUACAUUGUCAUGUGCCUCCUGCUGUUCCUGCUGGUGCUGCUCAUUGUGUUCUUCAUUAACUGCCAGCUGAGGAACUCUUUCUUCGCGUCCAUGCCAUACGACAGGUCACUGAGAGAGGCCCGGACAUCCUACAAGAAUCCCAAAUAUGAAAACACACAUGCUGGUCAGGAUUACAUCAACAAAUGCAAACAGACUAUGGAAUGCAAUGAUAAAAAUAGUGUUCUAUGCUGCAUUCAAGACUCCUGAGAAGUUGGAAGUGUCCUACAAAAAGCAUGGAUGGUGACCUUGAUACGCAAGUUUUGCUUUAGUUUUGUCUGUCUAUUCAUAAACAAUAUUUCUUUCGCAAGCCAUGGCCAGUAUUUUUAGCUUCUUAACUUAGAUGGGCCCUAUGGGCCCUGACGUUCACACUGAUGUACAGUAUAUGUUUGGUUUGUGUUUUGAAGGUUUAAUUUUUACGCCACUUACAAAUCUCGUGAACAGUCAGGUACGAGAACUCCACGACAUUCCCAGAAGAUUGUGUCUUGAUUUUAUCACGUCAGACUUUCCAUGCAUGGCAACGUGCCAGGUGUCCAGAAACAAUCGGUGACCGCUGUUCAGUACCGUUGUCAGAAAGUCUGUUUUCAGUUAUAAGAAUUGUGUAUCUUAACCGGAGUAAAGCAGCAAUAUUUGUUUCCAGGGAGCCAAAGACCUAGCUCACGGUCACUGCUCCGCUGCUCUCAUCACUUCACAGACAGCAGUUUUGUGAACAAAGCACAGUUGGUCAUCAGAUUCUCCAGUAUUCUGCGAAUUACAUCCAAUAUUCACUUCUUUAGUUUUCUGGUAACCCUUAGCAUGUAAACCAGACAGGGGCUGAUGGGGGCGUGUCUCUGCAGCUCGGGGAGGAGGCUGCGGAAUCUGAGCAUGUCGGCCAAGAGGAGAAGAAUGCAGCUUUACCCUGUACACAACUUGAGAUUUAUGGAAUAUUUGAUUAAAAUAAACUUACACUAAUGUCCCACGGGGAUCCAACAUCAUUUUAAAAGCUCCUGAAAUGAUCAGAAUGGGGCCCUUUAAUCUACAUCUCAAUGUCCAGGUAGACCCUGCUGGGUUCAAUGCCAAUAACUAACCAAUUAACACGUGUAAAUAUCGUUCAUAUAGGGUUUUUUUCCCCAAUGCCAUUGCUGUGUGAUUUUGCUACAUCUUGCUGAAGUUGGGGUACAUUUUUUUGCACCAAGUAAGAACUUUUGUCAACCUUUUCCCACUUGGCAGUUGUCUUGAAGGCAGCAUUGAUCAUGGGUUUUGCCUUGAAACCUUUGCCAUGGCAGCUCAUAUUUCCAGUAUAAAGGAUGUUAUACUUAAUGUUUGUCUUGUGCAAAGAUACAACCAAAACACAUUCCCCAUCACUGUAUAAUAAAAUGGUGAUUACAUGGCAGUCUGCAAGCUUUAUCCAUGACAUAAAGAUAUUGAAAAACUUUCUAAGGUGAAGUAUUUGUGUCAUCUGAUGAAUAAAUGCUGAUGUUUCUGUUGCCGAGGUCAUUGCUGUGAUUUAAUACACUCUCAAGGGGCAUCUUUACAAAGGCCAUCUGGCUGCCAUAGCAUAUUUCACCUUUAAUUA
Messenger RNA from Dunckerocampus dactyliophorus (ringed pipefish), 2994 nucleotides. RefSeq names its product small integral membrane protein 32-like. Lineage: Eukaryota; Metazoa; Chordata; Actinopteri; Syngnathiformes; Syngnathidae. The coding region runs from base 1185 to 1649 and encodes 154 amino acids. The transcript is spliced from 4 exons. The record is from RefSeq and is a predicted model, not a curated record.